Molecule: messenger RNA, 3284 nt
Organism: Ficedula albicollis (Collared flycatcher)
Lineage: Eukaryota; Metazoa; Chordata; Aves; Passeriformes; Muscicapidae
Gene: TAOK3
Product: TAO kinase 3
Exons: 21
Coding region: 262-2958 (898 amino acids)
Biological process (GO): protein phosphorylation; execution phase of apoptosis
Molecular function (GO): protein kinase activity; ATP binding
Source: RefSeq, a predicted model, not a curated record
GUUGCAAUGAAGAAGGAAGUGAGUGUGUGUCUGCUUGGGGAGGGGGACUGCAAAGCACUUCUGCCUGCCUGCAUAAGAGCAGGAGAGUCUGGAGGGCUGGGAGCACAGGACAAUGCUGCAGGAAGGAAUGUGAGCCACGGAGCAUGGUUGGUGCCACAUUUAUCCAGCAGGUGCUGAGAGCUGUCUGCACACGGCUUUGUCGAUGAAGGAAGAAAUUGGCUGGGACUCGAGAGCACAGAGCAGUUCCUAACACGCUUCAACAUGCGCAAAGGGGUGCCAAAGGACCCAGAAAUAGCUGACCUGUUCUACAAGGAUGAUCCUGAGGAGAUAUUCGUGGGUUUGCACGAAAUUGGACAUGGAAGUUUUGGAGCAGUUUACUUUGCUACGAAUUCCCACACUAAUGAGGUGGUGGCAGUCAAGAAGAUGUCCUAUAGUGGAAAGCAAACGAAUGAGAAGUGGCAGGAUAUCAUCAAAGAAGUCAAGUUUCUCCAACAGCUGAAGCACCCCAACACCAUAGAGUACAAGGGCUGUUACCUGAAGGAGCACACAGCAUGGUUGGUUAUGGAGUACUGUUUAGGAUCAGCUUCUGAUUUGCUAGAAGUUCACAAGAAGCCACUCCAGGAAGUGGAGAUUGCUGCCAUCACCCACGGUGCCUUGCAGGGGCUGGCCUACCUGCACUCCCACUGUAGGAUCCACAGGGAUAUUAAAGCUGGAAAUAUUCUUCUAACAGAACCAGGUCAAGUGAAGCUUGCUGAUUUUGGGUCUGCAUCUAUAGUCUCCCCUGCCAACUCUUUUGUGGGAACGCCUUACUGGAUGGCACCAGAGGUGAUCCUUGCAAUGGACGAGGGGCAGUACGAUGGGAAGGUGGAUGUUUGGUCUCUUGGGAUCACAUGCAUCGAGUUAGCUGAAAGGAAGCCUCCACUUUUCAACAUGAAUGCAAUGAGUGCCUUAUAUCACAUAGCCCAGAACGAUUCCCCUAGGUUACAAUCAAAUGAAUGGUCAGACUCCUUUAGGGGAUUUGUUGAUUACUGCUUACAGAAAAUACCUCAGGAAAGGCCAUCAUCAACAGAUUUGUUACGGCACGAUUUUGUGCGCCGGGAGCGACCGCCCAGGGUGCUGCUAGACCUGAUCCAGAGGACCAAGGACGCAGUCAGGGAGCUGGACAACCUGCAGUACCGCAAGAUGAAGAAAAUCCUCUUCCAGGAGACACGCAACGGGCCCCUCAACGAGUCCCAGGAGGAGGAGGAGGACAGUGAGCAUGGAUCAAACCUGAGUAGGAAGAUGGACAGUCUGGGCAGCAACCAUUCCAUCCCCAGCAUGUCUGUGAGCACAGGCAGCCAGAGCAGCAGUGUGAGCAGCAUGCAGGAGGUCCUGGAUGAGAGCAGCCCUGAGCUGGUCAUGAUGCAUAGUGACGAGAGCACCAUUAAUUCCACCUCCUCCGUUGUUCACAAGAAGGAUCAUGUAUUUAUAAGGGAUGAGGUGGGCCACAGGGAUCGCAGGCCUGAGGUGCGGCCUACCCAGUCAGUGCAGAAUCAGGCCCUCCACUACCGGAACCGAGAGCGCUUUGCCACAAUCAAAUCAGCAUCUUUGGUUACAAGACAGAUCCAUGAGCAUGAGCAGGAGAACGAGCUGCGGGAACAGAUGUCAGGAUAUAAGCGGAUGCGGCGCCAGCACCAGAAGCAGCUGAUCGCCCUGGAGAACAAGUUGAAGGCCGAGAUGGACGAGCACCGCCUCAAGCUGCAGAAGGAGGUGGAGACACACGCCAACAACUCGUCCAUUGAGCUGGAGAAGCUGGCCAAGAAGCAAGUGGCUGUGAUGGAGAAGGAGGCAAAGGCAGCUGCAGCAGAUGAAAAGAGAUUCCAGCAACAGAUUUUGGCUCAGCAAAAGAAAGACCUGGCGACCUUUUUAGAAAGUCAGAAGAAACAAUACAAGCUUUGCAAGGAAAAGAUUAAAGAGGAAAUGAAUGAGGACCACAGCACGCCCAAGAAAGAGAAGCAAGAAAGGAUAUCCAAACACAAAGAGAACCUGCAGCACACACAGGCUGAAGAGGAGGCCCAGCUUCUCAGCCAGCAGAGACUCUACUACGACAAAAACUGCCGUUUCUUCAAGAGAAAAACCAUGAUCAAGAGGCACGAGAUGGAGCAGCAGAACAUUCGGGAAGAGCUGAACAAGAAGCGGACGCAGAAGGAGAUGGAGCACGCGAUGCUGAUCCGGCACGACGAGUCCACGCGGGAGCUGGAGUACCGGCAGCUGCACACGCUGCAGAAGCUGCGCAUGGACCUCAUCCGCCUGCAGCACCAGACCGAGCUCGAGAACCAGCUGGAGUACAACAAGCGGCGCGAGCGGGAGCUGCACAGGAAGCAUUUCAUGGAGCUCCGGCAGCAACCAAAGAACCUGAAGGCUAUGGAAAUGCAGAUCAAAAAGCAGUUCCAGGACACAUGCAAAGUGCAAACUAAGCAGUACAAAGCACUGAAGAAUCACCAGCUGGAAGUAACUCCAAAGAGUGAGCACAAGACAAUUCUGAAGAGCCUGAAGGACGAGCAGACACGGAAGCUCGCCAUCCUGGCCGAGCAGUACGAGCAGAGCAUCAACGAGAUGAUGGCCUCGCAGGCACUCCGGCUGGACGAGGCCCAGGAAGCAGAAUGCCAAGCCCUGAGACUGCAACUCCAGCAGGAGAUGGAGCUGCUCAACGCAUACCAGAGCAAAAUUAAGAUGCAGACAGAAGCACAGCACGAAAGGGAACUCCAGAAGCUGGAGCAGCGGGUGUCGCUGCGCAGGGCACACCUGGAGCAGAAGAUCGAAGAGGAGCUCGCCGCCCUCCAGAAGGAACGCAGCGAGAGGAUCAAGUUUCUAUUGGAAAGGCAGGAGCGAGAGAUUGAGACGUUUGACAUGGAGAGCCUGCGGAUGGGCUUUGGGAAUUUGGUCUCGUUAGAAUAUCCCAAGGAGGACUAUAGAUGAGGUUAAAUUUCUUUGCCAUUUAAAAACAAAACAAACCAACAAAAACCACAAAAAGCAGAGUAAGGAUGAAACUUGCAAACCCAACAUUCCCCAUGUUGACGGGCGUGCUCUCUCUCUUUCUGUCUCUCUUACUGACAUCGUGUCGGACCAGUGCCUGUAUAUUCUUAUCCAUCAGGGGCCCCUUUCCCCCGUCACGUCCCGGUGCAGGACAGCUCCUGGCAGUCUUUUCCAUAGUAUGUCACAGUAUUGAUGUCUCUGUGCAAUGAUUAAAAAUGUUUCAGUGAAAACUUUGGAGACAAUUUUAAUGGAGAAAAAAAAAAAAAAAA